AUGGACCUCUCCGAUGUCAGCAUCGAGACUGACCAGAUCAGAGAAUGGCGGUCUAUCGUCACCCUCAUCGUCUUUUUCCUCGCCAACAUUGUCGUGUUGUUUCCUUUCCACAUCCCAGUCUACAUUCCCGUGCGACUCUGGCACGCUGUUCUGGAUUCUCUCAGUACUCUACGUGUGAUACCACCACGAGAAAAGGACUCUCACCAUGACCGUCGCGACGGUGGUGCCAGCCAGUUCGUGCGCAAGAGAUUCCCCAUGAACUCUGUCACGGCGCCCCUCAUCGCCGACCUCUUCCUCCUUGCCAUCCUGGCCAUCGGAAGAGACGAAGUCAAGGCCGGCACUCUGGGAGACAAUGGCAUCUUUCCGCUUGACAUCAUGAUCUUCUUCAUCACCUUAGCCUACAUCGCAAUCUCAAUCGACGCGUCCGGCCUCAUCAGGUAUCUGGCUCUGAAAGUUCUGCAAUGGGGAGGCAAGGUCGGCCACAGGCUAUUUUUCUACCUGUACGCCUUCUUUUUCGGCCUGGGCACCUUCAUCGGCAACGACCCGAUUAUUCUUUCAGGCACCGCCUUCCUCGCCUACAUGACGCGCGUGUCGAACAACAUCAAACAUCCGAGAGCCUGGAUCUUUACUCAGUUCUCUAUAGCCAACAUCGCCUCGGCAAUCCUCGUCUCGUCCAACCCGACCAAUCUCGUCCUCGCAGGAGCCUUCAACAUCAAGUUCAUUGGGUACACCGCCAACAUGGUGGUUCCGGUUGUCGUGACGGCCACUGUCUUGUUCCCCUUUCUGCUGUAUAUCGUCUUUGCCAACGAGGGCCUCAUUCCCGUCUCCAUCAAGAUGCGCGAGCUGCCAGCAGAAGCCAAACUGAAACCUGCCGUCAACCCCAACAUCCCCAACGCCAGGGGUACCGCAGAUGAGGAUGAAGAGACUCAUACAAACGAUGACCAGGGCCAACUUCUUUCCCUCGUUGAGAUCAUGAACCCUUUUCUGGAUAAAGGUGGCGCAGCGUUCGGUGCCAUCAUCAUGUCGGUAACACUCAUCACCGUCCUAGCCAUCAACGCUGCUAGCGUCAAGACGAAGAAUGAUGAGCACUUUCAGGUCUUUUGGGUCACACUACCUGCUGCCUUUGUCAUGCUUUGCUGGGACCUUGCAUUUGGGUGGAUUCACAGAGAGGAGACUCGCGCAAUCGCACGCAGAGGGCGAGAAGAGGUUGAACGAGCCCGAAUGGAAAGGGCCUUGAGGCAGGAGAGGAACAGAGAGCAUUUUGAAGGCAGGGGGAUAUCCACGGAGGUCGGUACAGAGAUGCUGUCGAUGACCAGAAGUCUCUCCAGAGAAGCCUGGCCCGAAAUUCACGUCCAGGACGCCGAUGCUGAUGUAAAGGAUGGCAUGAAAAAUGGAGACUACGACACACCACCUGUUAGCCCCGGCAGAGGACUCACUCCUCUGCUCACGCUCACGCCUGCUGGCCCAACAGGAGAUGCCAGCAUUAGCCCAACGCCCGAGUCAAGUCCUCGUCUGGAGUCGUCCAUGUCCACGGCCAUGGGAAAUGCGGCAGAUAACAGUAGGCCAUCCAGCAGCGGCCUCACCAUUUCGGAGAAAAGGGAUGAGCUGGCUCAUGCGAAUGAAUCUGGCUCUCCAGCAGGAGGUGUCCUGAUGACGGGCGUGAACAACGAGAAGCGGCCUAGCGAUUUGGAGGAAAUCACAGUGAGCCGGACGAAAAAGCCCCAGCCGCGGACGCUUGUGUCCCUCUCCAGGGAUGGUUAUCGAUGGUCGCAGGAGACGUUCCCCACCGUGAUGGCAGUGAUAUCGCAUCUGCCCUUUGCCCUCGUUCCGUUCGCCUUUGCAAUGUUCGUCCUAGUGCAGGCACUCGUCACCAAGGGCUGGGUUCCGGUAUUUGCCUACGGAUGGGAUCACUGGGUGGAAAAGACGGGAACCAUCGGCGCAAUCGGCGGCAUGGGCUUCCUUUCGGUCAUCCUUUGCAAUUUUGCAGGAACUAAUAUCGGCACUACGAUCCUUUUAUCACGGGUCAUCCAAGCUUGGCAGAGGAUACACAUGGUACCCGGCAGCAGCGACAUUAGCGAUCGGACGUUUUGGGCGACGGUGUACAGCAUGGCGCUCGGCGUCAACUACGGCGCCUUCAGUACCGCCUUUAGUGCAUCGUUGGCAGGGCUGCUGUGGCGUGACAUCCUCGAAAGGAAGCACAUUCACAUCCGCAGGAUGGAGUUUGCCCGCGUCAACGUUCCCAUCAUCGCCAUCGCCAUGACCGUCGGCUGCACGGUCCUCGUGGGGGAGAUUUACAUUAUGAGGAAUGACGACCCGUACCACUUGUGA
Molecule: messenger RNA, 2328 nt
Organism: Colletotrichum chrysophilum
Lineage: Eukaryota; Fungi; Ascomycota; Sordariomycetes; Glomerellales; Glomerellaceae
Exons: 3
Coding region: 1-2328 (775 amino acids)
Biological process (GO): transmembrane transport
Cellular component (GO): membrane
Source: RefSeq, a predicted model, not a curated record